Molecule: messenger RNA, 324 nt
Organism: Medioppia subpectinata
Lineage: Eukaryota; Metazoa; Arthropoda; Arachnida; Sarcoptiformes; Oppiidae
Source: the annotation of a GenBank genome assembly
AUGUCGGUAAUGUUAAAUAUCUACGUGUUGUUUAUGUGGGAGUGGACGCCAACAUUUAAAAUGAUGGUUAAAUCGACAGCGUUUCGCACGGCUGCGGAAAUCAUUCAGAUAAUCAUAUCGUGUCUUAUCUGUGGAUCAGUUGAACACAAAGCGGCUAAACUAUGUCAAGCGCUGCACUCGAUCAACACCCGGGCCCUCACGGAUGCCGAGUAUCGCGAGUGGCGUACGUUUACGGCUGUUGUCCAACAAUCUGGCCGUGCGUUUGGCUUUACGAUCGGCGGAUUCGCACCGUUUAAUAAACGCACUUUAAUCGGGUUUACUUAA